CAUUCACACUCAGGAUUUCACCUGCACAGCAAAUCAACUCACUACUCCUGACACCAUGAAUUACUACGGCAGCUACUACAGAGGCCUGGGCUAUGGCUGUGGAGGCUUCGGUGGCCUGGGCUAUGGCUAUGGCUGUGGAUGUGGCAGAUUCCGCAGAAUUGGCUAUGGCUGUGGCUAUGGGGGCUACGGAUAUGGCUCUGGCUUCGGAGGCUACGGAUAUGGAUGCUGCCGUCCAUCAUGCUAUGGAGGAUACGGAUUCUCUGGCUCUUACUAAAUGACUUGCUGAAAUUGGAAGCAGAGGAGAAACUUCCAAAUGUGUUUGGUCCUAUCCUGUGCUUUCAUUCCGGAAACAUCCAUUCUAUUGUCUUCAGCAUCGAUGGAUAGAUAUUUAUCAAUGGUUAAGCUGCUUCUAUAAAUAUCUGUUGUCUUUUUACUUUUGGAAUCUGUCAUCUGAGAGCAUAUUCAUGUAUAACCACUCUAAUUUGUUCCCAAUUUGCUUUAUUUUUUUUUUUUACCAUUGCCAUGAUGUUAUCUUUCGAUCAAGAUCUUAGCAAAAACCUGUAUUUUCCUUUUAUCAAAUAAAU
Molecule: messenger RNA, 584 nt
Organism: Callithrix jacchus (white-tufted-ear marmoset)
Lineage: Eukaryota; Metazoa; Chordata; Mammalia; Primates; Cebidae
Product: keratin-associated protein 19-5-like
Source: RefSeq, a predicted model, not a curated record